AUGGCCGUCCUGAGCAAAUUGCAACGAUGGCUACCAUCAGUCCGAGAAACAACGCCGGCGUUGUUGGGAACGGCCGCCGUCGUGCUGAUUAUUAAAUUUUACAAACGCAAACAUAAUUUACAGUAAGUUCUAAAAAUACUUUCUUAAAUUAAAAAAAAAAUUUUAAUUUUGCCUUGCCUUGCCUUGCCUUGCUUUGUCUCGCCUUGCCUUGCUUUGCCUUGCCCUGCCUUGCCAUUACCUUUUACUACCUUAAUCUACAUUACCCACCUACCAUUGCCUUGCUCAACAUUGCCUUGUCCUGCUCUACCCUACUUUAAUCUACCCUACCCAACACACCCUUUUUGUGCACUGCCUUGCUUUACCUUCUCUUGCCAUGCUUUGAAUUGCCCUACUUUACCUUGCUAUGCUUUAUUUUGUCUUGCUCUUUGCUUAAUCUACCUUUUACCUAACCUGUCCUACCCUAGCCUUUACCUAGCUUGCUGUUUGCCUAAUCUAGAUUUUACUUAACUUAGUAAAAGUACAAUACAUAAAAUCAUAGUGAAAUAUUCAAACCUUUCAGUCAACUAUCGUCCGGUCCCCUGGUAAAACUAGACAAAUCCAAAAAGAAAGACGAGAAGUCUCACGUAGACGCGGUUUUCUUCAAAAAAUUAUGGAAAAUUGUAAAAAUUUUGAUUCCAAAAUUCUUCUCCGCCGAAGUAUUUUACCUCGUUCUAAUCGCGGUAACUCUACUGUCACGAACCUACGCCGAUCUGUGGAUGAUCACUACCUCAACAUCGAUUGAGGCAGCGAUCAUUGACCGCGACAAACGACAGUUCAUGAAAUGGAUCAUACACUACCUGAUGUGUAUGCCUAUUAUAUCUGUGGUCAAUAACUUACUCAAGGUAACUUUUGAGUUUGAUUUGAUUUGACAAGUUUAGGGGUUCAAAGUUUUAAACUUUUUUCAAAUUUUUGGAUUUUGAAUAAAAAUUUUAAGGUUUUGAAGUGGCAGUGGAUGCUUUUGCAAAAAAUGACAAAAACUUUCUUUACAAAACAAAAAAUGGCAAGAACUUUCUUUACAAAACAUAAAAUGGCAAGAACUUCAUUGACAGUUAUUAAAAUGCUAAAAUAGCCUUAACUUAUUUCAGUUCGGCCUAAGCGAACUAAAGCUCCGCUUCCGUGAACGCUUGACUCAACAUCUAUAUCAACAUUACCUAACUGGUUUUACCUUCUACAAGAUGUCAAACCUAGACAACCGAAUAGCCAACGCUGACCAACUCCUAACUCAAGAUGUAGAUCGUUUCUGUGAAGGCAUAGUUGAGUUCUACUCUAACAUCUCCAAACCUCUGGUCGACGUAGCACUAUACGUCAGCACCAUUGGUGGUGCUCUGGGCUUCUCAGCACCAGGUCGUCUCUUUGCCUACCUCAUCGCAUCAGGAGUGGCAUUAACCUAUCUUCGUCGACCAAUCGGCAAACUGACAGUUGUUGAACAACAACUCGAAGGUGAAUUUAGAUACGUCAACUCGAGGUUGAUCAUGAACUCGGAAGAGAUAGCCUUCUAUCAAGGUAACGAAAGAGAAAAGACUUCCAUUAUGAGUGCCUUCCAACGGAUGGUACAACAUCUACGACACUUGAUACUGUUCAGGUUUUCACUUGGAUUUGUGGACAAUAUUGUGGCUAAAUAUGUGGCUACUGUGGUGGGAUGGUAUACAAUGAGUAGACCAUUUUUGAAUAGAAAGAAUGAAGCCUUGAGGGAUAAGAGCAAGAAUGAGCUUAUGCAGGUAAGAGUGAAAGAGAUUUUUUGAGUAGUUUUAUAAAUUAUCGUAACAAGAAACUUAUAAUAACUCAUUGUUUCAGUCCUUUGAGUGUCAUACAGAUUUGACUGUAGUAUUAUUAAGGUUAUUUUAGUCAAGGGGCAAAGUAUAAAUGAGCAAAAAGGGAAAAAUAGAUGAAUAAAAGAAGAAGAAUCAGAAGAGUAAGAAAAUAAUUAAAAAUAGAAAGAAAAAUAAAAAAGUGAAAAGAAGGAAAAAAAAUAAUUAAAAAGAGCAAAAAGAAGACGAAGAAAAAGAAAAAAUAUAAAAAAUAUAAAUACGAGUAAGAAGGGUAAGAAGGAGAAUAAAAACAUAAAGAAGAGCAAGAAUAAAUAGAAGAAGGAGAAGAAGAAAAAAAGAAAAUAAAGAACAAUAAAAAGAAUAGAAAAGAAAACAUGAACAAGAUGAAAAAGGAGAAAAAGAUAAAGAUAAAAAGAUAAAAGAAGAAGAAAAAUAAUAAUAAAAAAGAAAAAAAUUUUUUGAAUCAUAACAGGCUGAUCACAUUUAACGUUUUCUAAAACAAAUAUGUAGAGGGUAUAGCUACCGAAGCAACCUUUUGCCGGCUUAUCCAGGUCCUUAUCGAGAAUCGACAAUUUAAAAAACUUUUUUUUACAUAUUUGCGCCAAUGAUACUAAAAUACGUUAAAAAAUAACAAUUUAUAACAAGACUUUGCUUUCAGGACUACUACAACAGCGGUCGAAUGAUGUUUAAGUUGGCCGAAGCGCUAGGAAGACUGGCAUUAGCUGGCCGUGAACUUACCCGCCUUUCUGGCUUUACGACUCGUGUUGAUUCUUUGAUCAAUGUUCUUGAUGAUUUAGAAAAUGGCAAGUAUCAACGAACAAUGGUUGCUGGAGGAAAGCAAAUUGAUGAGGAAAAGGUAGGCUAAAACACAUUACCUUGCUCUAUCUUAUCUUACCCUACCCUGAGCUGCACGACUUUUACUCUACAUUACUUUACCUCACACUAUAGCUCUAAAAUUUACUGUUUUAGGCCCUACUAUCAGCUGAAUCAAUGGGAAUAACCCCAGGAAAAGGUCAAAUCUUCCUUCAAGACAAUGUCAUCAGAUUUGAAAACGUACCCUUAGUUACUCCAAAUGGUGAUGUUCUAGUAGAAGCUUUGAAUUUAGAAGUACCAUCAGGAAGGAAUGUUCUUGUUUGCGGACCCAAUGGAUGUGGCAAAUCAUCAUUAUUCCGAAUUCUCGGCGAGUUAUGGCCAUUGUGGGGAGGAAAACUGACUAAACCUGAAUGUGGAAAACUGUUUUAUGUGCCACAGGUGAGGUUUUUGAUGAAUAUAAGUGACUUAAAAUGCCUUUUUUCAUCUUUUUUUACAGUAGUAAGCAAAUGUACCCAAAUUUUUAAAUUUGAAAUUUUGGGCGUGGUAAAAAAAAUUUUUUUUGGGGGUGGAUUUUUUUUUGUUUUUUAAUAAUUUUCUAGUGUUAUUGACUUUACCCUACCCUACCUUACUCUACCCUACUCUACCCAUUAAAAAAAACAUUUGUAUUUCAGCGUCCAUACAUGACCAUCGGAACCCUGAAAGACCAAGUGAUCUACCCAGACAAGCCAGCUGAUAUGCGUCGUAAAGGAAUAAACGACAAAGACCUAAUUCAAUUCCUAGACCAAGUACAACUCUCAUACAUACUCAGUCGUGAAGGUGGAUGGGAUUCGGUACAAGAUUGGAUGGACGUGCUAUCUGGUGGGGAGAAGCAACGUAUAGCAAUGGCACGACUCUUCUAUCAUCGGCCACAGUUUGCCAUUUUGGAUGAAUGUACGUCGGCGGUUAGUGUUGAUGUUGAAGGGGCUAUGUAUGAAAAGUGUCGUGAGCUUAACAUCACAUUGUUUACUGUAUCACAUCGCAAGUCGUUGUGGACGCAUCAUGAAUAUUAUCUACAAAUGGAUGGGCGAGGGCAUUACGAGUUCAAUCAGAUUACGGAUAACGUUGUACAAUUUGGGUCAUAA
Bursaphelenchus okinawaensis is the source of this 3742-nucleotide messenger RNA. Lineage: Eukaryota; Metazoa; Nematoda; Chromadorea; Rhabditida; Aphelenchoididae. The record is from the annotation of a GenBank genome assembly.